AUGGCAGUGGCCAUGGCGUCCACAAUGCAGCUAAGGCGUUGCGGCCCCGCGGCCAACUCCAGCCCCAGACCCUGCGCCAAGGCGCCAGCGGGCGUGCCGCGCGUCGCGGCCGCCUUCCUGGGCACCCCCACGCAGCUGGCUGCUCAACGGCGGCGGCUGAGGGCCGUGCGGCGCAGCGCCAGCGGCGGCCUGGCCGCCCAGGCAAUGCUGACCUACAAGGAGGCCGCCACCGGCAUCGAGUUCCCGCUCGUGCAGAAGCUGUGGCUGGGCGAGGAGAUGCGCUGCGUGGGCGCCGGCUGCCGGAGCAAGAAGGUUGCGUUCAUCGGCGUCAAGGUGUACGCUGUGGCGCUGUAUGUUGAGGCCGAGAAGAUGGCUCGGGAGCUGGGCGUGCGCAACAGGGGCGGCUUCUUUGACGGCGACGACGACUUCUGCCAGGCGCUGGUGGACGGCGGGUGCGUCAAGGCGCUGCAGCUGGAGCUGGCGCGGGACGUGGAGGGCGCGCAGUUUGUGCAGGCGCUGGAGGAGGCGCUGGCGCCGCGCAUGCGCCUCAUGGGAGACACGGCUUCGCUGGAGGCCUUCAAGAAGGUGUUUGUGGACAAGAAGCUGGCCAAGGGGACCAACGUGGUGCUGAUGUACCGCACGGAUGCCACGCUGGAUGUGGCGGUGCGGCCCGGCCGCGUGGACUGGUCCACCAUCGUGGCGGAUGCCAGCAUCGCCAGCGCAGGGCUGUGCCGCGGCCUGUUUGAGGUCUACAUGGGUGGCGAGUCGGUGGUGGCUGAUGCGAAGAAGGAGUGGGCCAACGGUGCCCGCAAGCUGCUGGAAAGCGACGACAUCCGGAGGCAGACUCGCAAGGGCGGCAGCGGCUGA
Messenger RNA from Chlorella variabilis, 867 nucleotides. RefSeq lists its product as hypothetical. The record is from RefSeq and is a predicted model, not a curated record. The transcript is spliced from 8 exons. Bases 1 to 867 code for a protein of 288 amino acids. Gene Ontology annotation, molecular function: intramolecular lyase activity. Lineage: Eukaryota; Viridiplantae; Chlorophyta; Trebouxiophyceae; Chlorellales; Chlorellaceae.